Vitrella brassicaformis is the source of this 2521-nucleotide messenger RNA. Lineage: Eukaryota; Vitrellaceae. The record is from the annotation of a GenBank genome assembly.
GCCGUCCCGUUUGCUCUCUGUCGACAGCAUGGAGAAGGCUGCAUCCUCUGUCCUGCAUCGGAGCCCGGCGGAGCUGCUCCUCUGUCCGUCGGCGCGGGUGAUUUCAAAACAGAACGGCGGCCACGAUAGUUAUUUCCAUCCCACCACGGCCAUGGGGGUCUAUGACGGGGUCAGCGGGGUGGCGGGAGUUCCGGGCUGUGAUCCAAAGGCGUUCUCGUCGGUGAGAUGCAGUGGCAGAUGCAUUUGGAUGGAUGGAAUGGAUGGAUGGAUGGAUGCAUCCAGUGGGGAUGCAUCUGCAGUGAUCACUGCAUCAAUUGUCCAUGGAUAUCGUUUCGAUGCGUCGACCUGUGUGGUUUUCCGUUGCAGAGGCUGGCGAUGGAGUGCAACAAGGCCGAGAAGCACAUCACGGAGGCCGGCUACCAGAGCAAAACCCACACGCGAGCAGCCACGGUGCUCUCCGAGGGCAUUUCGGGGCUCAGAAGCUCCGGGUAAGUAAGACCUUCCUCCAUCCAUCCAUCCAUCCAUCCCAUCGCUGUUGGCUCUGUGUGUUUGUUUCUGCGUCAGGUUGAGGGGGUCUACGACUGCUGUUUUGUGUACCGUCCACGGCACCAACCUGGAUGUCGCGUGCAUCGGCGACUCAAGGGUGAGCGUGUACCGUCGCGAGGGCGAGAGAGGCAAGUUCGUCGAGAUCUACCGCUCCCGCACGACCCACUUCAGACCGCACGACACGUUCAACUGCCCGGCGUAAGUGUUCCUUUGCCUGCACAGGCUGUCCUCCCACGCCACACACAAACAUGCCCAUCCAUUCAUUGUGGCUGAUUCCUGUCUGCGUGUUGGCUGACAGGCAAGUGAGUCGCGUGCCGUGGGAGGUGCCGGGCCGCUACCACACCCACUGGUCCCGCGACGCCCCCUUCGCCCCGGCCACACCCGAGAGUCUGAGAGAGCUCAUGAGUGAGGAGACCGUGCGCAUCCGUGUGGGCGACAUAGUGGUGAUGGGCUCGGACGGGCUGUGGGACAACCUGUUCCAGCACCAAGUGGCCCGCAUCAUCAACAGCACGCAUACGGCCGCCACACGCGGCACUAGAAGCAACAGCAGCAGCCCCAUCGCCGUGAGUGAGGCCGUAUCUGAUGCUCUGGUCAAGGCCGCGUACCAGUGCAGUAUCAUGAGGGACAUCCUGUCGCCCUUCACACUGGAAGCGCGAGCUCAUGCGAGGCGGGAAGUGGCGAAGAUGGGACUGAGUGCGCCGCUGGGUCUGAGGCAGGACGCCAGCAUGUUGGGCGGGAAGGUCAGAGCAACACUCACCUCACUCCCUGCACACAUGGAUGGAUGGAUGGCUGCGUACGUGUGUGUGUUCAGCCCGACGAUAUCACGUGUGUAGCAGCGGUGUGCGUUGGGGAGCGGCCGGCGAUUGACAUGGCCGUGCGGUGCAAGGAGGGCGAGAUCGCCCCGCCAGCCCAGCUGGGCCCCCGUGAGAUAGCCAAGAUGCUCCCAGACGUAAGCACACGAUUACACGCACCACAACGGACUCACACCACUAUCUGCGUCUCUGUCUGUGUGGUUUCUAUUCUUGGCUUCCUUGUCUCUACUGCACUGCAGCUGGUGUACCUGUCCAACAUGUCGGUCAUAACACACCACACACAUCCACCCCACCAGCACACACGUCAAUCGAUUCAUGACGUGUCUCAUUUAUUUUGUGUGUGCUGAUUGACAUCCAUCCAUCCAUCAGUGACCAGUACCCCCAUCUCGCUCGUGUGGAGGGGCGCUCGACAAGCUCUCGCACCAGACAGCUCACUGGCGUACCCAAGAAGUUCGGUGGCGUGAGCGAGAGACCCAACGUCGGCAGGCUCGUGGGUGCCUCUGUGUCGGCCGCCAUGAAAGAGCUGGCUGCCGAGAGGUACGCUGACACGUCCAUCACAUCACAGCGUAUGGACAGCCAUGGACAGCCAUGUGCACCUUCCCCUGUCCUCUUAUGUCCAUUGAUUGAUCAGUCGCCCCGCCCCCCUCCCCACCCGUCCGGCCCCUCCCACCCUGCACACGGCCCCACCCACACCUCGCCAGCAGCAGCAGCAGCAGCAGCUACAGCACCAGGGGCAGCACCAGGAGCCUCAGAGCGGCCAGGAGGAUGGUGCUGGGGGGUGGCAGGGGGUGGGCGCCGCUGUGGUGGGCGAACUAUCGGGCAUAGUCGCCAGUGCCGUGUCUCGGUUCUGGCGGAUGCUGAGGUCAGCACAAAGAGACACAUUUCUUGUACGUACCUGCACAAAUGCUCUCUCUCUCUACUCCUCCGUGCACAUACGUAUGUGUGCAGAACGGAUUCGCCCCCGCCAACAAGCAGCCCGGCUGGAGAGGGGAGGAAGCGCAAGCACGACCCCACAGCUCACAACACCACCGACCAGCGCGCUAAGAAGGCCCGCGUGUGAGUGCGGGUGACUGAGUCAAGGGGGGCUGCUAGAUGAAGGGUAGCUGCUGGGGGAGCUGUAGAUUUCUCGGUGGACAGUGAGUGGGUGUGUGAGUGAGUCGGAC